AUUAUUCUUCGAGGACGACAACAACAUCUCUUCUCAGAAUUCAUGACCGAACAUCCUACAAUCGACGCGGAAGUCCUCGAAACGGCGAAAUCGGCCUAUAAAGCGUAUCUGGAGAAGAAUUUGCCGCUUUUAGACCCUGAGCUGCCCCCUGCGAAGUAUCAGGAGGAGGUGGAGAAGGUUUACGCUGUUGUGCUCAACGGCGGACCGCUUCCUGGGAAUGAGAAACCCGGAGAUGAUGAGGCCAAGGUUAAAAUGCACAUCAAGACUGUAUCCUCUGCGGCGAAGGCUAUCGCAGAGGCAGAAAGCUCUGCCGAAAUUUCCAGUGAAACCUUCUACACGAACGCCCAAGACAUUCUCCUUCCGUACCUGGACAAGUUGAAGGGGGCGACUAUUAAUGGGGAUGAUCACUCCAUAUUUACCAAACUGACAAAGAAAUAUGAAGAGCGGUUUAUGAAGGAUGUCCGGGAUUUGAAUGUGCUUGAUCCUGACGAAAUCACCCGGGUCACUGAGUACGGUGAAGAGAUUGCCGAAUUCGUGCAGCGCAUUGUUGAGAACAAAUUCGGCUGGCCGAGUAUCUGGGGCAAAGGGCGACCCGGAUGGCACAUUGAAUGUUCUGCAAUGGCUUCAGCGAAGCUGGGCAGACGGAUGGAUAUCCACUCUGGGGGUAUUGAUCUUGCUUUCCCCCAUCACGAUAAUGAACUGGCCCAGAGUGAAGCCUACUGGGCCGGUAGCCAUGACCAUGACCAUGGCAAUGAACAAUGGGUAAACUACUUCUUCCACAUGGGCCAUCUAUCAAUUCAGGGAUCGAAGAUGUCAAAGUCCUUAAAAAACUUUACGACAAUCCGUGAAGCUCUGGAACGGAAAGACUGGACACCGAGAAGCUUGCGUAUCGUCUUUCUGCUUGGUGGAUGGAGAGAGGGUAUUGAGAUCACGGAGGAGCUCGUGAGUGCCGGAAAUGCAUGGGAGGACAAGGUCAACAACUUCUUCCUUAAAAUGAAAGACCCCUCUACUUUUCAGACCCCGACAUCUGCUACAGAUGAUUCCCUUGCUGCUGCUCUCGAAGAAGCCAAAGAUGCUGUCCAUAAGCAUCUCUGCGAUUCGUUCAACACGCCUGGUGCUAUGUACGCCAUAUCUGAGCUCAUCUCCAAGUAUAACAGUGCAGACAAGUCGACUUUGAACCCUCAACAUGUUGAAGCUGUCGCAAGAUGGGUCACCUCAAUGGUUAACAUGUUUGGCUUGAACGGUUCUGCAACACCUGACAGUCCAGAAAUCGGCUGGUCCGGUAUCGAUGUGCCCGAGGUGGCAAAGCCGUAUCUCUACCCUCUUUCAGCCAUGCGCGACUCGCUUCGCCAACUGGCUCGGUCGAAAGAUGGUCUCACAGCUGAGAAGGUCAAGGAGAUCGCUAACAGCGGUCCGGAAACCGAGCAAGAGGUCCCUGAGGAGGCCAAACCCUACGCUAAUGUCUUGUCGGAUUUCCGUACCAAGCUCUCCUCCCUCGAGAAAUCCGAGAAUAUCGGGAAAGAGGUUUUGAGUCUCUGCGACCGGCUCCGUGACGUCGACCUCUUUGAUCUCGGAGUCUAUCUCGAAGAUCGAGACAAUCUGCCGGCGUUAGUCAGGCCAGUGACCAAGGAGCUGAUUCAGGCACGAGAAGAAAAGGCUGCGCGAGCUCGCCAGAAGCAGAUUGAGAAAGAAAACAGGGAGAAGGAGGCCUUGAAGAAGGCAGAGAAAGGCCGGAUCAGUCACCUGGAGAUGUUCCGGACGGCUGAAUUUAGUGCUUGGGAUGAAGACGGCAUCCCAACUCAUGACGCGGCUGGCGAAGAGAUUAGCAAGAGCCGUGCAAAGAAGCUCCGUAAGGAUUGGGAAAAGCAGAAGAAGUUGCAUGAAGCUUGGUUGGCCAGUAAUAUGGGCGCAAAAUAG
Rasamsonia emersonii CBS 393.64 is the source of this 1917-nucleotide messenger RNA. Its product is annotated as Cysteinyl-tRNA synthetase. Gene Ontology annotation, cellular component: cytoplasm. Gene Ontology annotation, biological process: cysteinyl-tRNA aminoacylation. NCBI's taxonomy places the organism in Eukaryota, Fungi, Ascomycota, Eurotiomycetes, Eurotiales, Trichocomaceae. The annotation marks the transcript as partial. The record is from RefSeq and is a predicted model, not a curated record. The transcript is spliced from 2 exons. Gene Ontology annotation, molecular function: ATP binding; cysteine-tRNA ligase activity.